GACUAUUUUUUUAAACGGAUAAGCCCCUAAAUUUCCCAACCUGUGCAAAUAUUCCCUUUAGUUAAGGGCCAUUUAGGGGUGACAAUUUUCCCUGAUCCCAGCGGGACUCCACAAGUAUCCCCACCACAGGGACAAAGCAGGGACGGAAGACAUUUUCUCUUGUAAAAUUUCACGAGGAAUUUUUCCUCUCGUAGGACCCUACAAGAAUCCCCAUCCAUACAAAAAAAAUUUAUUUUAAAUUUAACUUACUCUUCAAAUUUAAAUCCAAGUCCAAACCAAUUAAAAUUAACUUAUCCGAUACUAUUCAACCUAACCAAACCCAAUCCAACUUAACCAAACCCAACCCAAUCUAAUUUAACCAAACCCAACCCAACUUAUUCCCCUAAAUUUAACCCUAAGCCUAAUUCAUUUCUCCAUUCUAAUCACUCUCACUCUCACCUUCUCAGAUCUCAGUUUCUGCCUCUCGUUUGUUGCUUGCAAAUCUGCUCUACUGCUAUUCAUGAAUCUGCUCUGCUCUUCACGAACCCUUCUGCUCCGCUGUUGCUCACGAUCUGCUCUUCACAAACCAUUUUGCUCGCUGCUGUUCACGAAUUUGCUCUACUCUGCUGUUGCUCACGAAUCUAUUCUACUCUGUUGUUGCUCACGAGUCCUUCUGCUCUUCACAAACCCUUCUACUCGCCGCCACCCAAGAAUCUGCUCUUCAUGAACCCUUCUGCUUGCUGCUACUCACGAAUCUGCUCUGCUUUGUUGUUGCUCACGAAUCUGCUUUGCUCUAUUGCUGCUUACGAGUCCUUCUGCUCUUCACGAACCCUUCUGCGCUGCUGAUGCUCACUCUGCUGGCUAUUGCUGGCUGCUACUCACUAUGCUGGCCGUUGCUCACGAACCCUUCUGCUCUGCUGCUACUGAAAGCCAUCCGCUCUUUAGAUUAGAAUUUGAUAUUUAGUGGGGAAUGAGGAUCUCUGCGGGGAUCCCCAUUCCCCGCGGGGAAAGGGGAUGGGGGUCAAAAUCUGCCUCCCGUAAAAAAUCCCCGCAGGGAUGUUGUCCGCGUGAAUCAUGGGGAUGGGGAUGGGGAUGGAAAGGGGAUCCCCGGUCCUACAAGACUCCGUUGCCAUCCCUAGGACCAUUUCAACCAAUGUUUGUGUGCAGUGUUCGUGGCAACCAAAAAUGAGUAAUUGUAAUUUUUUCUUUUAUGAACAGUGGAAAAUUGGAGGAAAAGAAACAAUAGUUACAAUAAUGCUGCAGUUGCAGGUUAAACCCUUGACCAAGAGGUCAAGGUCAUCUAUGC
Messenger RNA from Rubroshorea leprosula, 1285 nucleotides. Lineage: Eukaryota; Viridiplantae; Streptophyta; Magnoliopsida; Malvales; Dipterocarpaceae. The record is from the annotation of a GenBank genome assembly.